Clupea harengus (Atlantic herring) is the source of this 3729-nucleotide messenger RNA. It is a transcript of the gene fsip1, whose product is annotated as fibrous sheath interacting protein 1. The transcript is spliced from 10 exons. The record is from RefSeq and is a predicted model, not a curated record. Bases 588 to 2204 code for a protein of 538 amino acids. Lineage: Eukaryota; Metazoa; Chordata; Actinopteri; Clupeiformes; Clupeidae.
UGAGAACCGAUGUCAACAUAACAAAGUUGGACAGCGCCUGCAUGGUUACCACAUCCGGGACAUCUACGGCGUUCUUGGUUACCGUGUUGCAGUCAAAACAUUAGAAAAACUUGGUUGAAGAAAUGUGAAUCCUAAUUGAUUGGGUAAUGUAUUUUGGUGGAAAACAGUUACGUCAUUAAUAGACCGAAGAAAGUGUGUGUUUUUUUUAGGUAUAGCUUAUCCAAGAGCAUAAAGACUUCUUCCAGCAUCAGGAAGGCAGUCUAGUAAUAGCUAGUGAGCUAGCCUGUUUCGGGGAACCAGCUAAGGCACAUUGAUAUAAGCUAGUUAGCUACCACACCGAUAGGCAUACUUCUGCUGGAUAUUACUUUUCAUUUUUGUAUUCAGUUUGUACUUUUUAAGCUAUAUGUCUGUGGUUAGAGCCAUUUAUGUUAGAAUUUGUGUUCGUAUUUCUCUGCCUGUCUAUGCCAGCGUGUAGGUUAUUCUGUUUCCAUUUUAAUUCGUGUAUUAUUAGUAGUAGUAGUAGUAAUAGUCGUAGCGAUAGGUUUAUUAAAUGAUUGAUACUUUUGUUGUGUGUAUUUAAAAAAAAAAUGUUUAUAAUGUAUUGUAAGUCUCCAGUAAAUGGCAAGACGUCAACUACACGCAUACGCGUUCACUACAGUGUCUUAUAUUACCACACAAAGUAUUUUAAUUUCAAGAAUAUUUUUAAAUGCAUGUAUGUUUAUAUUACAGCACUUUUGCAUCAUCAGAUGGAUAUAUCUAGGGGAGGCUUGGAAAAUAUUUCCCGUCCAGCCUCCAGUGAGCGUACCCGUGUUGGAAGUCGUGUAUCAACAGCAUCUUUAGCCGAGGGUGGCAGAAUUAACCGUGCAAGUCCAACGUCCCUGGAAGUACUUAGUUCUGAUACCAUUGAAGAACAGGUCCUCACAAUGGUCCUUGAGGCUAAAAGCUUUGCAGAAAACAUUCCUGAGGAGGAUGGACCAAAUGAGCGCCUCCCUUCAGAUAAAGAGACGUCUCAGACGGAUGGUUCGGAUGACGAAAAUGAAGAUCCGGAGUUAAAGAAAGCUAUCAAGAAGAUGAAGAGACUGGACAAAAUCCUAUCUCAGUGGAUCUCCAAAGAAAAGGAAGUGAAAAAGAAAGGCAGAGGGCUCUACCAAAAACUAUGGCAGGAACUGGAGGAACAUACAGCAAGAGGUGGUAGCAAGGAUGCAAUUGAAAACACAAACUUGUUUUUGGCCCUGAUAUCUUCUACUUCCCAGGAAUCCAGUGAAGAGCUGGACAUUGUUCCCGUCUUCGGGACUCAAAUUCCUGAAAAAGACUAUGAAAAUAAUCCCAGUCAGGAACGUGUGGAAGGUGAGAGUAAAAAGAGUGACUCAGCAGGCCCAUCUGAAGUGGAUCAGGAGGAGGACGAAGAGGCCAAAUCAGACAGCAGACGGACGGAGGAUGCCAUGGGCAAGCAGACACAGGACUUUGUGAGGAAAAACAUCAAACUAGCGAGCUCAGGCCAGCACGUGCCCAUGACACUGGACGAGAAGCAGAGGCUCUCCGAGCUGCUCCAGGACAUCGAUGAUGAGAGUGAGGACAACUGCUCCGUUGCAGACUGCGAGGAGGAGACAUCUCUUUGCAGUGUAUCCACCCGACGGGGCGAGGGCUACACUCCGGAACCUUCUGAACUGGAUCAACUCGUCCAAAUUGAUGCCAGACUGCAGACUCUACUUCCUCACGAAGACUUCCUGUCUGUGCGAAGCCCCUAUCCUGACCACAACUUGCCUCAGGUCGUCGUGGUGCCGGCGGAGGCGGAGACAGAGGCAGAGGCAGAGGGCCAUCUGGGGGAGCAGGUCCUGCAGGACAUGAGGGAGAGGAGAGGGCAGGAGGCGCGCCUGCGAGAGAUCCAGCAGCAGCUGGGCACCAUGGAGCGCUGCCAGACUGAGAGCACCGGGGCGCCCCAGCUACCAGAGGAGCAGCUGCAGAGCCUGCUGCUGGAAUGCGAGUUAGCCCUGAGCAGAGCCCAGAAUCUGGGCACACGCCACCCCUCGCCCUGGGGCUCCUCAGCCUCAGAGAUGGAGGGCGACUGCUCUCCCCCGCUCCUCUGCACGCCCCGGCUCUCUAGCGCCGCCCUGUCGGAGCUGCUCAGGGAGUUUCGGGUGACCUCAGCCUUGGCCACCUCGCUGGACAGCGAUACACCCACAGAAGAGGGAGAGUGUGUCUGAGGGAGACCGGUAGAGACUGUGAUGUGCCUGUGAACGAGUGUUAUGUUUUAACUAGCUGUGGAGAGAAGAGAUGCAGGCAUUUAAAUACACCAAGAAACAAACAACAAUUGGCCAUGAAACUUACUUCAUACAGAUGCUAUUAUAAUAUUAUAAUAUUGUAAAUAUAAGCUUUCAAAAAUCGAAUUGACAUUUUGUGGACCAUCCAACAUUUUAAGCAUCCCCAUUUGAGCUGCUGUGCUCUGCAGACCUGCCACCUCCUGUGAAAACUAGUGUGAGGUCAGGUCAUAGAAUCCCUCUUCAGCUCCACAAAUAUUUACACACCUUACAAAUAUGGUAUCGGGAACUAUUAGCAACCGAUAGAGACAUUCCAGUGAAUUCAUCUUCAGGCACAGGGUGAUAAGAUCCAGGGGUCUAGAUGAACCAGUUAGCUGGCUGUUGCAGCAGGGAGUCAGGCGUUGAGGUUACAGAUUACAAAUAGAACAUUCCACAAGUUCCCUUUCCCAAAACGCAUGGCUGAAAUGGGCCAUAACUCAUUACAUUAUAUCUCAUUAAAGUUUUUGUGUAGUUUUUGUUACUCUGUGUUUUCUUUCCAAUGUGUCACCUUCAGAGUAGCUUAAAGAGGAUUUUGGUAAAAACUCAGAAAUUCUUUCUUUGACUUCUUUGUUCUCACAAGAUGCGUAGUGCGAGAUUAAAUCUUAGAUCUUUCAGGGCAAAUUCACACAAAAAAGAGCAAAAAGUAUUUCCAGCACCUCUUUAUAGUCUGGCUGUCUAAGCGGAGCUGCCGUCAGCUGACUCCGGCGCUUGAAAGGAAACAUUAAACCAUGACACACACGACGACUCGAGCAUUAUGUGGUGGGUGGUCCUCCCCAACAGUCUGAAGCCUUUUCUUAGGACAAUGGUUUAAAGGCUUUUUCCCUCCUCCGGACUGAAACCACAGUAGAUGUUUCUACCCUGCAUUAAAUCUGAUUUAGUAUGACCUCAGCCUUUUGCUUUUUUGUGUUACCCUAACCAUUUGUCUUGAUAAAGAAAGAUAACUUAAGGAAUGAGACAGGAAAUCAAAGGGCAUUAAAUUAUGCCCAAGAUUAUAGUCUGAGGUUCUCGUUAUGCUCCUAAUACUGUUUCCUUAGUAUACUCAGUCACACUUGUUACACUUGAAACAUAGUCCUGUUUGGUGAAUGAUUUCUAUGGAUUUGAAAAAGAUGUACAUUAAUUACAUUAAAGCAAAUAAGUUUUGAAAUAGGUUCAUGUCCAAGCAUUUUCCAUGACAUGUCUAGUGGGUGUCUAGAAAGAGUGUUGCUGUGUGGGCAGCAGUCUAUAUACUUCACUGCUGCAUUUGUGAGAAGCUGCUUCUGGUGUGGAGAUGCCUGACUGGUGAGUCAGUGUCGUCUAACUGCAGAUCUCACCAGCCAGCCUGAGGUGGAGUCCCACAGUCAUCCCCACUGCAGGGUGCAAGCCAAACAGCACUUGGUUCUUUUACUGUUGCAAGCCACAGUUGAAACACUACUUACAUACUCACUGUAGCAAG